AUGGUGCAGAUGAGAGCGGAUGAUGUUUAUGGGAUGGAGCGCGCGCAUUUAAAGGCUGCGCGUGUUUCGGUGAGAGAUUUGGAAAUCCGAAGCGCGUUCACUGCAGUCAUGUCUAUGGAUCGCAAUGAGGAUUUUAUCAGCGAGAGCAGAGAGGUUUCAAGCAACAUUUCUAUGAACUCACCAGAACUUCUGAAUGGCCAGUCUUCUCCGUCUGCCCAAGCAAUGGCAUCUGAUGCUCUCCAAGGCAAAGCAGUUUGCACAAGGUGUAGAGAAGACAUCCUAGACCGGUAUCUCCUGAAGGUCAAUGGCUUGUGCUGGCACGUGCAAUGCCUGUCGUGCAGUGUGUGCCAAACCACUUUGAGCGGACACAUAACAUGCUACGUUAGAGAGCGAGAGGUCUUCUGCAAACUAGAUUACAUCAGGAGGUAUCAAACAUGGUGCUCGUGCUGCGGUGAAGCGGUUCGCUCCACAGACUGGGUACGCAGGGCGAAGGGAAACGUUUACCACCUGGCGUGCUUUUUGUGCUUCUCUUGCAAGAGGCAGCUGUCCACAGGCGAGGAGUUUGCUUUGGUAGGACAAAAAUUGUUGUGUCGAGUUCAUUACGACAGCAUGCUGGACAAACUCAAAGGUGCUGCUGAAAAAGGAAAAAACGUCUCUCCUGAAGGCGUGUUGCAUACAGGAUAUGAAAUAAACCAAAAACCAUCUAAAAGAGCACGUACCAGUUUCACUUCAGACCAACUACAGGUUAUGCAGGCCCAGUUCGCUCAGGACAAUAACCCAGACGCACAGACACUUCAGAGGCUUGCAGAACAGAUCGGCCUUAGCCGGCGCGUCAUUCAGGUCUGGUUUCAGAACUGUCGCGCCCGUCAUAAGAAGCACAUUUCUCCUCCUCGUUCAGCAGAACUGACAGGAGACACGUCUUCACUCCAGUCUGUGUCCAUCUUAAGUGAGCGGCGCUAUUCACACGCUUCCUUGCUUACAGCACUGCACAGCACCUGCAUUGAUGUUCACACACCAUCAUCUCUACUCUACGAGCCAAUACCAUCUUAUAAAUCAACGCAUCUACCAAUCAGCAGCAGCUAAACGCUUUACAGUUCAAUUGUAACUAUAUUUAUACCGCAGAUACGCUAUGUAUUCAUUUAGGUUUUCAUUAUUGUGUUUUGUUCAUAUCCCAAGUGGUUUAACUAAAAAU
Messenger RNA from Puntigrus tetrazona (Sumatra barb), 1192 nucleotides. RefSeq names its product LIM/homeobox protein Lhx8. Gene Ontology annotation, biological process: neuron differentiation; regulation of transcription by RNA polymerase II; forebrain neuron development. Bases 1 to 1083 code for a protein of 360 amino acids. The record is from RefSeq and is a predicted model, not a curated record. Gene Ontology annotation, molecular function: RNA polymerase II transcription regulatory region sequence-specific DNA binding; DNA-binding transcription factor activity, RNA polymerase II-specific. Lineage: Eukaryota; Metazoa; Chordata; Actinopteri; Cypriniformes; Cyprinidae. The transcript has 8 exons. Gene Ontology annotation, cellular component: nucleus.